Centropristis striata (black sea bass) is the source of this 1259-nucleotide messenger RNA. RefSeq names its product CD209 antigen-like protein C. NCBI's taxonomy places the organism in Eukaryota, Metazoa, Chordata, Actinopteri, Perciformes, Serranidae. The record is from RefSeq and is a predicted model, not a curated record. Gene Ontology annotation, molecular function: signaling receptor activity. Bases 141 to 764 code for a protein of 207 amino acids. The transcript has 7 exons.
AAAAAUGUUCAUUACAGUGCAGAACACACUCUGAACGUGUGAGGAGGAAGACGCACCAACACAGAGGCAACACCAUAAGAGUGUUCUGAAAUAAUUUAAUGGUAGAAGAUUAUUGAUGUGUUUGGGCCACAAGCCGCUUCAUGAAAAUGUCGGAGGAAAUCAAUGACGAAACCAUUUAUGAAAACAUUGGAACUUUCAGCAACCAACAAAUACGUACAGGGGGAAAUCUGUUCCGGCUUGUUUUCCUGAGCUUUGGACUCUUGUGUAUCCUUCAAGCUUCUCUCAACAUUUCACUGCGUCUCACUCUCUAUCGUUCUGAAAAUAAGACAGUCGACACUGAGGACAUUUUGAAGAACGUGAAUGAAGAGAGAGAUGACUUAAAGAGGAAGUUGGCUGUCUUUGAACGCUCUGAAAACAAGACAGUCGACACUGAGGCCAUUUUAAGGAACGUGACUGAAGAGAGAGACGAGUUAAAGAGGAAGCUGGCUGUCUUUGAUUCCCGCCAAGGAUGGAUGUAUUUCAGCGAUAGUUUCUAUUACAUUUCCUCAUCGAAGGAAUCCUGGCAGGACAGCAGAAGUGACUGUCAGCAGAGAGACGCAGACCUGCUGAUCAUCAACAGCAUAGAAGAGCAGGAAUUAACAAGACAUUUCCAAAAGCCCAUCAGGAUUGGACUGACUGACCGAGACACAGAGGGAGUGUGGAAAUGGGUGGAUGGGAGUCCGCUGACCACAAGGUCACUAUCAAAGGUCACUAUGUAUGCAUAAUUCACUAAACCCUGGAGAGGUUUGAGUUUGAGUUUAUUUACUUUGAUUACAUAUAUUUCAUUUGCUUAAACUGAUUAGGAUUCUAUAAUCACAAAGAAUAUAUUGUAUUUCAUAUUUUUUAGACUUUGGCUCUGUAAGACAUAAUACCUCUGUAAGACGCAAGGCAGGAGGUUUUUGUUGAAUGUUCUGGAGAAGAGGCCAGGUCAGGACUUGAUGUCACGGCCUUGUUCCGGGCAGCAAGCAAGAUUGUUGCCCAGGUGGCAUGACUUUGUCCUUGUAUUGAUUAAGACUGGCAAAUCAGCGGAUGAAGAAGGCAGAACUUCCUGGAAGAAAUCCACCAGCAUCUUUUGUAAACAAUUGUUAGGAUAAAUAUUGGGUCUUAGGGAAAGGAUGGGGUUCAGACUUCACGAACUGAAACCCGUCUGUUUGUAUUCAGGGACAUGUAGUUUUGGACCCAGAGCUCUGUAACUGCAUUUUUUGACGUAUUGUAAUAAA